Messenger RNA from Naegleria lovaniensis, 1506 nucleotides. RefSeq lists its product as uncharacterized. The transcript has a single exon. The record is from RefSeq and is a predicted model, not a curated record. Bases 1 to 1506 code for a protein of 501 amino acids. NCBI's taxonomy places the organism in Eukaryota, Heterolobosea, Eutetramitea, Acrasida, Naegleriidae.
AUGAAAAUCUCUCAAACUGCAUUGCAAAAAUUUCAAGGAUUGUUGAACUCUGUUUCUCCACAAAGUAUCAAUGUGAAUGUCAAGAUUGAUGCUGGUCAUUUGCCUCGUGAAGACGUUGGUAUUCAAUGUGAAAUUCCAUUUCUUCUCCGAGUGCUGUUUGGAGACUUUCCAACUAGCGAUGAUCAGCGUUCAUCUCACACUCCUGUCAAUGUUUGUAUUGUUCUCGAUGUCAGUGGUUCCAUGGAUGAAGGUUUAACGAACAAUCAAUCAGGAACAAAAUUGAGUGUAUGCAAAACAGCGAUCAAGGAAUUGGUCAAGAACUUUUUGAACGAUCAAGACACUGUCCACUUGGUCAAGUACUCUGAUUCUCCUUCUACAGUAUUUACUGGAAAGAAGAAAUCCACAGUCGAAUUAGCUACCAUUGAUAACAUUCGAACAGAAGGAUCUACCAAUAUUGCUGAUGCCAUUCAUUAUGCUGUAGAUUUGUUAAAGAAAUCUGAAGCUCCAGGAACUAAAUUAGUUGCAUUCUUUAGUGACGGAAUGGCCAAUGUUGGUGAAUGUGAUGUCAAUGUAUUCGGAGCUUCCUUGAUCAAAAAGUUGAAAGAGUUCGAUGUCGAAGAUCAAGUUCACAUUUCUUCAUUUGGUGUUGGUGCUGAAUAUGAUGAGAAAUGGUUGCAAUCCAUUGCUCGAUCUGGUAAAGGAGAAUACUAUUAUUUGGAUUGUGACGAGAGAGCAAAGGUAGCUUUCGAGAGAUCUCUUCGCAAAUAUCAAUAUCAAAUUGGAAAGCAAUUCAACAUUAAGGUGACAGGAUUGAAUGGAGUGAGUGUCAAGACUUUCAAUCAAAAGAAUGAUCUUGCUUCGUUGGUGGGCGGACUUUCCUUGGGAGGUGUCUAUUGUCGUGAUUUGAGAUUUGUGGAAGGUGUUCUGGUUUAUAAUCCUCAACAAACAUUCAAGACUCAACCAGAGUUGAUUGAGGCGCUCAAUAGAGGUGCUGGUGUUCCACUCUUAAGUGUUACUUAUUCAUACAUUGAUAUGCAAAAUGGUCAAUUGAAAGAACAUACUCUCACGUAUGUCCAUUCCAAAUUUGCAAACUCUGCUUCGGAAUUACCUGCUCUUGUAGCUCAAUAUGAAAAACAAGGAGAGAGAAAUGAAUUCAUUGUACAAAAGACAAUUUUGCAAGCUGCUGACCAUCAAGCUCAAUUCAACAAGUAUAUUGAGGAACACAACAGAGAACAAGCGCUUAUUGAAGCUAAAAUCAUUGAGGACAUCUAUACAAAGGUCUUGGAGCAUGAUGAUUAUGGAAUUAUUGAGCAGUUAUUGACUCAAGCCAAAUUGCAACGCGAUGAAUUGGAAAAGAAAGGCAUCUCUCAGUCCUUCCAAAAGAUGGUUUCCAAGAAUGCAAGCGUUUGUUUAAAGGUUGCCAAGAAAGAAGAAAAACAAGCUUAUGAAGAAGAGUGUGAUGAACUCUAUGAUGAAUGUGAGGAUGCUUAUGGUGGAUUGUUUUAA